Funneliformis caledonium is the source of this 389-nucleotide messenger RNA. The record is from the annotation of a GenBank genome assembly. NCBI's taxonomy places the organism in Eukaryota, Fungi, Glomeromycota, Glomeromycetes, Glomerales, Glomeraceae.
UCCGCCCGAAAACCUUAACACAAACAACCAUAGUAACGAUAUGGAAUUCAGUGACUUCAACACAUCUCGUAAAUCUAUUUUUAUUUUUUCCGCAUCCGCCGAUUCCACAAUCCGCAUGUGGGAUUUAAAUACGGGUCAAUUAUUACAUUCCACCAAAGAGCAUACCGACAUCGUCUGGGAUCUUCAGUGUAAUGAAUCGCGCCUUAUCUCUGUUUCUUCCGACGGUUAUAUCAAACAUUAUCAGUUAAAUAACUCGCGCUCUUUGGCGGUGCCAAAAAAGAGAAGUUCUUUUAAUAUCCCGUUCCCUGCCGUUACUCUUGCUCAAAUAGAUAGUGGAGUAACUUGUUUAAAAAUGACACAAGAAUGGUUGAUUUGUGGAACGGAAGAUG